UGCAUUGCCAACUGCCCACUGUAACCUAAAACCUAACCUAAAAAAGCAAACAACUUUCCAGUAAGCCAGUAACUUGAAAAUUAUACAACAUAACUUAGUACAUACAACUUACUAUUAGAUAAUUCUAUAAUGAUGCUUUAAAAUUUUGUUUCAAAAAUCAUUGAAGCAGGCUAUUAGUAUUUUUAUAUGAACAACUUGCUUUGAGAAAUGGGAUCGUGUCAGGUUUUCUCGUGGGCUAGAGCUGUACUCAAUCCUCAUUAUCUCGCUUUGCUACCUGAGAGUUUGGAUCGAAUAUCUCUUCUCAAAGACGUGGCAGAAAGCCUCAAACUUACUGCCGAUUUAAGCUCAGACAAGGAUUCCCCUGCCUUGCAGGGAGAAUGGGAUGAUAUAAUUCAAGCUCAGAUGAAACUACUGGGACUUGUAUCCGAAUCUCGAAUCAGCGCUGAUGAAAAUGCGGAAGAAGCUGACCAUUAUGAAAUUCCCAUUGGUGUGGAAGAACAACCGGAGAAAGACAGAGUUGGCAACAGUGAAAUCGACGCUCUGAAGGUUGGCACCACUGUCGUAUUCGAGGAACGUGUAAACGGCGAUAUUAUCAAUAAGGCCAGCAACGUCAAAAAAGCUGAGACAAUAUUCGUUGAAAACUGGAAAAAUAGUGAUUCUGCUAACUGUCCUAUUACAACAAAAACCGGUGAAAUUGAAGUGUGCAAGCGCAAUGUGUUUGUGAUUGCUGACGAUUUAGACCAAUUGGAUUUGCUGUCGCAAAACUGUGAAACUACGCAAGCGCGGAUUGGUGAUGAGGAUGAAUCAAUCACAACAUAUGUUGAUGGCACUCAACAACAGUUGAUCUUUGUGACUGGCUCCAUACUUGAGACUGAUGAUAAGGCUUCUGAAGAUGCUUGCUUGAAAGUGGAAGAUGAAAUCUACAUGAAUAUUGUUCUGGAUCCAGGCGAAGACAACUCGAAAGCGUCAGGCGAUGAUAGUUCGACAGAAACUUCCAACUCAAAAGACAAAGACAACCCGUUGAACAAGUUGUGCCAAUUGCUGCGAAUCGAUGAUGAAGACGACGUGGUAGAUAGAAGGAGUGACGAAUUGGAGAAGAGAAGAAAAUACGAAAGCAAUCUGCCCUACAAGUAUUUCUGUACGCAGUGUUCGUUCAAGUCGAAGCGUGAGAAUCAUUAUCAAAAACAUUUAAAGCUACACGAAAAACAUGUUUCUUUGUACAGUUGCAGCAAGUGUCCAUACAGGACGAUUCGUCUCGGCAUGUUGAAAAGACAUGAGAUGCAACAUAACCAGGAUAAAUUGGUCAAUUGUAAACUGUGCUCGUAUAAAACUGAUAACUCGAAGCUGCUGAUCAAACAUAUUGAAAGUAAGCAUACAGGCCACAGACUGAGGUGUGCCGAAUGUGGAUUCAAAACUGGGUCACAGCGCGAUCUCAACAACCACAAACGAAUUCAUGCUCCUGUCAAACAAAAAGAGUACUGGGAUUGCGAUCAGUGCGCCUAUAGAACUCAGAACAAAAGUCACCUGACCAGACACAGAAACGACAUGCAUGGCGAGGCGCGACCGUUCCUCUGCCAUCACUGCGGCAAAUCGUUCAAGCGACUCGACACACUCAAGCAGCACAAGGUCGUCCACGGCGACGGCGACUCGUCGAAGACGCACGUCUGCUCCUAUUGCAGUAAAGUAUGCCGCACCUCGGCUCACAUGAAAGAGCACAUGACUGCUCAUUCAACACAGAGGCCGAUUCUAUGUGAGCUGUGUGGUGCUACAUUCAAGACACGUUCAGUCCAUUACCGUCAUGUGAAGAAGAUGCAUUCGGAUGUAUCCUUCCAGUGCACCAUUUGCAAACAACCGUUUUGUAACAAAUCAGCAUUGGUGAAACAUGCCAAAACACACAGGUCAGGAGCCAGUUCAUUGGUUAUUAAAAAAGAAGAUAGUUGAUAUGUUUCAAUAAAAAUUAUUUUAUUUAAAAAUGGGUCUUCAACUC
Molecule: messenger RNA, 1987 nt
Organism: Nilaparvata lugens (brown planthopper)
Lineage: Eukaryota; Metazoa; Arthropoda; Insecta; Hemiptera; Delphacidae
Product: zinc finger protein 660
Exons: 7
Coding region: 208-1941 (577 amino acids)
Biological process (GO): regulation of transcription by RNA polymerase II
Molecular function (GO): DNA-binding transcription factor activity; RNA polymerase II cis-regulatory region sequence-specific DNA binding
Source: RefSeq, a predicted model, not a curated record